GGUGGGAUUGUUGGGAUGUCCUGUGCUGGGCCAGGAGUUGGACUGGAUGAUCCUGGUGAGUCCCUUUAAACUCAGAAACUUUAAUUUAAACUUAAAAUUUAGCUUAAGAGUGGGUCCCUUUAAACUCGGAAUAAAACUCAGAAACAGCUAUUCCGUGAUUCUGUCAUCUUUUCCUUAUGCUCUGCUGUUUUACAUGUCCUGCCACACCUCUAUCUGACUGUCCUUCCUCCUGGCUUCUCUCUGCCUGGCACUCUCUUCUGAGGUUAUUUGGACUCCUGUUGGUAUCCCUGGCUGCUUGGUAUUUGGGAUACUUUGCUGCUGCUCAUGUACCCCAAAAUGCAGUAUCUAUUGAUGCACUUCAAGAGAUUGUAAAGAAACCAGUGUUGAAGGCCCCAGCCCCCAAGAGGCAGAAGUGUGACCACUGGUCUCCCUGCCCGCCAGGGAACUUCGCCUAUCGCAUCCUCAGUGGAGGUGGCAAACAGAGGAGGGCUAAAAUUUGUUUUGAGGAUGAGCAGCUUGUAAGUGAAUGGAAUAAUGAUAUUGGAAGUGGUAUAAACAUUGCCAUUGUGAAUUAUAAAACAGGAAAACUCAGGUCAACAAAUUUUUUUGAAAUGUGGAGUAGAGACCACUCAAGGGAGAUGAUGAAUUUCAUCAGGAAUGCACCAGAAGGGUCCCUCAUUCUGAUGGCCACCCACGAUGAUGGCAGCACCAGGUUGAGUAACGACGCCAAAAAAUUAGUAGAAGAACUGGGAAGUAAAGAAAUCAAGAAUAUUAAGUUCAGAUCAAACUGGGUUUUUAUAGCUGCCAAAGGCUUCAAGCUGCCAGACAAUAUGGAAAAAGAAAAGAUAAAUCACUCUGACAAGACGAAGAACAGAUACAAAGGCUGGCCAGCUGAAAUCCAAAUAGAAGGCUGUAUCCCAAGAAACCUGAUCUGAACAAAUGCAUACCUCAUUAAUAAAGACAAUUUUAUAUUUUUA
Messenger RNA from Oenanthe melanoleuca, 977 nucleotides. It is a transcript of the gene FAM3B, whose product is annotated as FAM3 metabolism regulating signaling molecule B. The transcript has 8 exons. The record is from RefSeq and is a predicted model, not a curated record. Bases 177 to 935 code for a protein of 252 amino acids. Lineage: Eukaryota; Metazoa; Chordata; Aves; Passeriformes; Muscicapidae.